GCAUCAGCAGACGCCUGCAGUCUCUCUCUCUCUCGGUGCGUGGAGUCAUGGUGUUUUCCAUGACUAUCAACCGUCGGUUUUUAUUACUUUUCCCCCUCUUGGCCUUUGUCUCACUUCCAGGGAUCCCUGGAAAUGGAAUUGCUGGAGUCCAGGGAAAAAACACCGGGCCUCUGGAAGGGGGAGGAGGAGACGAUGUGUCAAGUUUGAACUUCAGCGGCGCUGAAUCCGUCGAAGGAUACGAGGAACUGAAGGAGGAACUCAGGGAAAUCCUCGACAAAGGCGUCCUGCCGCAAGAAAAACAAGGAAAAGAAGAUGAAGAGGAGGACGAUGAAGGAUAUCUCGAACCAGCCUUAGGACUCCUUCAAGACGGCCGAAAUGACGGCAUAUUCCCUUCCCAAAGAAGGCGCCAACUAGACCGAUUGGAAACCUCUAGGACCGGAGAGUCCUUCGCUCUCGAAGGACUCUCCAAGGAAGGGUAUAUUCCUCAGUCAGACAAGAGGAAUCUCGUAGGACUCCACCAAGGGCAUUCGGGACACGAGGACGCCAAACAGUUCCUGAAUGAGUGGGUCGUCCAUCUUACGGGAGGUCCCCGAAUCGCCGAGUCUGUGGCCCGGGACCUUGGGUACGAGUUUCUGGGUCAGGUUGGCAACUUCAGAGACGUCUACCGCUUGGUGAAGCGAGAUCACCCUUCCAUCCACAAGAGGGCAGCACCGGAGCUGACGCGUGAACUCAACGUCCAUCUUGAAGUCAAAUGGGCUGAACAACAGUUUGUGAAGGAGAGAGCGAAGAGGGCAGCCCUCCCAGGGGCCGAUCUGAGAGGCGACACCUACGAUCCUUACGCCCCUCUCAUCCGGGUCAAACGGAUGAGGUCCGAGGGAGAGACAAAAAGGACAUCGCUCGAGGAGGAAGGAAGGCGGCCGGAUGGGAAGGAGGAGGACUCCCGCCUCAACCUGUCAGAGAGGUCGUCUGCCAUGUCCGCCCAUGCGUUGGAAAUGGAAAAACUGUUCAAUGAUGAGCUCUGGGUACAUCAGUGGUACCUGUUCGACACCAGAAGUCGCAGCGACCUGCCGAAACUGGAUCUGCAGGUGGUUCCUGUGUGGCAGUCUGGGGUGACAGGGAGAGGAGUGAGGGUCCUCGUCCUGGAUGACGGUCUCGAGUGGAGUCACGCUGACAUCGUACAAAACUACGAGAGUGACAUUAGCUACGACUUCAAUGACAACGACCCAGACCCAUCGCCGAGGUAUGACGAACAGCUUUCAAAUUCCCACGGCACCCGGUGUGCUGGAGAAAUAGUCAUGAUGCCGAACAACAGGAAGUGUGGUGUUGGAGUCGCCUUCGGUGCGCGUGUAGGAGGUGUGAGGAUGUUGGAUGGACCAGUGAGCGACGUCGUCGAAGGACUAUCUCUAGAAUGGCCAGUGGGUAAAGCGGAUGUCAUCUCCUGUUCUUGGGGGCCAACCGACGACGGCCGCAGAGUCGAAGGUCCUGGAAGGCUGGCUGACAUUGCACUACAGAGAGGGGUGACUGAGGGACGGAAUGGCAAGGGCAUAGUGUACGUGUGGGCUGCGGGCAAUGGCGGAUCGGCAGGAGACGAUUGCAACUGUGAUGGGUACACCUCCAGCAUCUACACCCUUAGUAUAAGCAGUGCUUCUGAGACAGGGCUCUUCCCUUGGUACGGGGAGAGAUGCGCAUCCACUUUGGCUGCUGCCUACUCUUCAGGGGCGUACACAGAUCAGAAGAUAGCAACUACCGACCUGCAUAAUAGUUGCACAGACAAAUUUUCUGGGACAUCUGCGGCAGCUCCUCUGGCAGCUGGGAUCCUCGCUCUGGCGCUGGAAGUGAAUCCAGAACUGACGUGGAGAGACAUGCAACACGCAGUAGUCUGGAGCUCUGAAUGGGCCCCUCUGGGACACAACAGUGGUUGGCUCACAAACGCAAAAGGUCUCAAGUUCAACUCACGAUUUGGGUUUGGUCUCUUAAGUGCAGACGGACUGGUUCAGACGGUUGGGAACUGGACAGUAGUCCCACGAAAAUCCAUAUGCACAGUCCGGCUGGCAUCAAGGGAAAACCGGACUUUAAAAACAGGGGAGUCUGUUGUGCUGGAGUUCAGUUCAACGGGAUGCGAGGGUACCGAGGACGAAGUUAAGUCCCUGGAGCAGGUGCAAGUCAUCGCCAAUAUCGACUACACGAGAAGGGGAUCCUUAUCAAUCUCACUCACGAGUCCCUCAGGGACUCGGACAGUCCUGCUGAAUGAAAGGGCAGAUGACGACUCUCAGAAUGGUUUCCAUGACUGGGCUCUGAUGUCUGUGCACACGUGGGGCGAAGAUCCUAGGGGUAUUUGGAGGCUUGAUAUCGCUGACAUGACGUCCAAGGACGAACACGGAACAAUUGGGGAGAUGAACCUGGUCCUUCACGGCACAAAGGAGAUUCCCGAGCAUCUGCAGAGAGCCAGGUCCUACAGAAUCCCCUUUGAGGAAGGCGAGACAGACGGCAAAAGAGACGAAGACGAAGGAGUCGUGGCAGGAGGCCUCCUCACGGCAGAGGCUCUGAGAACCUUGACCUGGGAGGAACUGGUGGAUCUUCUCCAGCAUCAACGGACCAGGCGCCAGGUUCCUCCUGAGGGAGAGAAUUACCAACUAUAAUAAAUGACUUCGACUGGGGGAGGAGGAGGAGGAGGAUGACGAGGAAAAGGAAAAGGAAAAGGAAGAGGAAAAGGAGCAGGAGGGGGACGCCCCUGGAGGGAGUGUCGUCUCGCAAAUGAACAGAGAUAAAGCGUCUCCUUUCUUCACGACGGCGGAUUCAAGACCACGUAUUUGGGCGGUGUUAUAGACGUUACAGACGGAGCAGUUUCAACAAAAUGCUUUGCAAACAUGUAAAUGAUUUGGUGGUUUCAGAAGAAUUCAAACUAGCAGACGAAAUAUAUCGCAGGUUGUAAAUCACAAACCUCAAUUUUUGAUCACACAACUUGAAGUGUGAUAACUGUACUCUGUUUUUUUUCCAUCUGUCCAUCUGCCUGUGGUGUUUGCGCAUGAUAACACUGCGUCCCGGCCUUUAAAUAAUAUCCUAUUUCGAAUAUUAACGGCGUAAUUCGCAUACAGUAAGUAUCUAAAACACUUUUCAGUUGCAAAUGUAUACCCAGAUAUCCUUUUAUUUACCUAAAACUUACACAUAGCGUAACUAUUUAAAGCCCGGGAUGCAGUGUUACCAUGCGCACACACCACAGGUGGAUGGACAGAUGGAAAAAAAACAGAGUAUAGUUGCUUAUUAUAGGCAAGGCUAGAAUAGACUAGUGUUGGGUCAAGAAUGGGUACCCCUAAUUAGGUAGUCCCUCAUUUAUUGUAAUUAAGAAGGAAAGGAUGAGGAGGAGAUUCGAGCUAAAAUAGUAUUAACAAAAUGCUGAUAUUUCCAAUUAUUUCACUGUAUAUGCAAUAACAUCAACACAAUUACAUGAACCUAAAAUAACUGUAUAUUUGCUUUGUAUCCCAACAAUGCAGGUCACAUUCAAUUCACAACCACAGCAACAGUCUGCCCAUGGGUCUAAACAAAACAAUAUAAAAUAUCAAAUACUGUGUGCCUAAUCAUUGUAAAUAUUACUAAUAGCCUAGCUACUAUAAUGUCACAAUAAUUAGAUCAACAUCACCACAAUCACAGCAUCAUAUAUGCUAACAUGAAACGAACCAGAUCACAUCUGCUUCCUAGCCUAUAGGUGUCAUGUCACUUCGGUGGUGAAUCAGAGUGUUGGCAGCCAAAACGAUGCUAAUCACAACUAUCACAUAAAAGUCAAUUGACAAAAUCAAUAUAUUCCUAAUACAGCUCCUCCUCGGAAUACUGUAAUAUACCUUAACAAUCAGAUCGACCUCUUAAGUGAUUCAUUAAAGACUGCUGCCCAGCCACGCUGUAAGGCUCACCUAUCGGGCACACAGAUAAGGACUCCCGCCUAAACAACUACCAAUAUUAACGUGUUUACAAAUUCAUCCACACUAUAUACUUUACAUACAACUAAAAAAUUACACAAGCUUGCUCACGAGAACUCUAUCCCUCGUCUUCUUCUCUAAAUCCAACCACAGAAAAUGCAAUUAUUUUGGUGGCCCUGUUUAAAUAACACACACCAGGUUGAACAUUCUAGAGAAAUAACAUACAUAAGUAGGUUUAUCAUCAAUGUUGCAGGCAACAAAAUAUCUAUCUAUCUAACUGUAUACUAUAUAUAAAUUCACUAAAAUACAGUAUUUUCUUA
This is a messenger RNA of Macrobrachium nipponense, 4231 nucleotides long. RefSeq names its product neuroendocrine convertase 1-like. Gene Ontology annotation, biological process: peptide hormone processing. NCBI's taxonomy places the organism in Eukaryota, Metazoa, Arthropoda, Malacostraca, Decapoda, Palaemonidae. The transcript has 14 exons. Gene Ontology annotation, cellular component: membrane; neuron projection. The coding region runs from base 48 to 2639 and encodes 863 amino acids. The record is from RefSeq and is a predicted model, not a curated record. Gene Ontology annotation, molecular function: serine-type endopeptidase activity.